AUUAUAUUUUAAUUUUUUGUAAAAGUAUUGAAAAAAAAAAAAAAAUUAUUGAAAAUGGAUAUGAAACCGUUUUUUGGAGGCUAUCCAUUUCAAGGACAAGGAAGAAUGAAUCAAUUGGGUGGUGUAUUUAUAAAUGGUCGACCAUUACCACAUCAUAUUAGAAAAAAAAUAGUUGAAAUGGCUGUUGCUGGUACACGACCAUGUAUGAUAUCAAGACAUUUACGUGUAUCACAUGGUUGUGUAUCAAAAAUAUUAAAUAGAUAUCAAGAAACUGGUUCAAUAAAACCAGGUGUUAUUGGUGGUAGUAAACCUCGUGUUGCAACACCUGAAGUUGAAACAAGAAUUGAAGAACUUAAACGUGAUAAUCCGGGUAUAUUUUCAUGGGAAAUACGUGAUACACUUGUAAAGGAGGGAUUCUCGGAUCCACCAAGUGUCAGUUCUAUUAGUCGACUUUUACGUGGAGGAAGACCAGGUGAUGAUGGCAAAAAGGAUUACACUAUUGAUGGAAUAUUAGGUGGUGGUGGUCGAUGUGGUGGUGGUGGUGAUGAUUCAGAUACUGAAAGUGAACCAGGUGUACCAUUAAAACGUAAACAACGACGUAGUAGAACAACAUUUUCAAAUAGUCAACUUGAACAAUUAGAAUCAGCAUUUUUACGUGCUCAAUAUCCAGAUGUAUAUGCUAGAGAAGAACUUGCCCAAAGAACUGGUUUAACUGAAGCAAGAAUACAAGUAUGGUUUAGUAAUAGACGUGCAAGAUUACGUAAACAUGCUGGUAAUAUGCAUACACUACCAUCAUUACCAUUAACACAAUGUCAAUAUGGUACAUCAAACGGUCAUGAUUUAAGUCAAUUAAUGCCACAAGUUACAUCACAAUUACCAAGUGGUAUAACACCAGUAUCAACAACAUUACAUCAUCAAAUGCCAUCAAGUACAUUACAUCAAAUGUCAGCAUCAAUGGUUCCAAAUCAAUUAUCAACAACAACAAGUAUGAAAAAUGAUUUACAAUCAAGUAGUAUUACUGGUUCAUCAUUGACUAAUUUAACUGGACCACAAUCAACAGCUAGUAGUGCUCAUUCUUCUGCUUCUGCUGCUGCUGCUGUAUCAUCUGGUUUUUCACACAAUACUGGUAAUAAUGACUGGUCAAGAACGUCACAACUUAAUUGGGGACAAUUUAAUCAUUUUCAAAGUGGUGCUGAUUAUUCAUCAAGUCAUCCAAAUCAUCAUCCAUCGAGUCAUGGUAUUGGUCAUCAAGUACCAACUGCUUGCAAUCCAGUUGGCACACCCACUGAAUGGGGAUAUGAACAAAAUUAUGAUUAUGCACAUCAACAUGCACAAUUAAAUUAUCAUCGAAGUGUCAGUGGUAUAUUUUAG
Molecule: messenger RNA, 1371 nt
Organism: Aphidius gifuensis
Lineage: Eukaryota; Metazoa; Arthropoda; Insecta; Hymenoptera; Braconidae
Product: protein gooseberry-like
Exons: 5
Coding region: 55-1371 (438 amino acids)
Biological process (GO): anatomical structure development; regulation of transcription by RNA polymerase II
Molecular function (GO): DNA-binding transcription factor activity, RNA polymerase II-specific; RNA polymerase II cis-regulatory region sequence-specific DNA binding
Source: RefSeq, a predicted model, not a curated record